GAUCACAUCUCUUGAUUAAAAACGUGUAAUGUUCUCUUACUUUGAAUAAAGAGUUAUUUCUGUUGAGUAAAAUUCAGUGGUCAUUCAUUGAUCCUUUUGAACAAAGUGGUAUGGUGAACUCAAAUGGCGUUAGAUAUUUUAACAUAUAUUUAAACCAAUAGUCACCACCUGCAAUUUUAACAACACCUUGAAUAGAAGUGGAGCGAUUUUAUGGCGAAAGAUUAUCAAGGCAGGGUUGAACAUUAUCUUCGAUUCAUGUAAAGUUUAUCUGGCAAGCUAGUAGCGCACCAUGGAGACCCAGUUUUCUACAGAGAAAUCAGCGUAUUAUUCCUCUACACACAAUUACAAACCUUGAAUAUAGUGAGGAAGGAGAUGAUAUAGUUUGGAAAGGAAAACUGAUUGCAAGAUUAUUUGACUCUAAGAUCAUUCCAUUUAUUCUUUCUCGGGUAAACUUUGUGAGAAUGAAUUAUCCCACUCAUACUGGUGUUGAGCACAUUUCGAGCGCAGAGUGGAUGGCGCAGCUAACUAAGUGGAUUGAUCAGAAAAAGUAUAACCGUGUUCUGUUAAUAGAAAGUGCUACGGAGGCAGUGAGUAAAAUAGAGAAGCGUAAAGGAGAAAUGGCAAAUCUCUACAUUAAUAAUCUGGUGGAUUGCCAGACGCGUAAAGAAGAAGAACAGAAACAACUCAGACUACAACCACAACAACAACAGCUAUGCAAUCUAGAACUGCAACGACGCCAAUCCGAAGAAGAAAAAUUACGACUAGAAAGAGAACACCGACAAAAAACCUAUCAACGGCUACUAGAAAAACAAGAACAACGGAAACAGCAAAAACUAAUAAAACUAAGACAACGACAACAAGAAAAACAGCAACAACAAAAAAACGAUCAACCGCAAAAUAAUCAACAACAACAUCUUCAUCCUGAUCAAUUUCCUCCAAAUGAUCCAAAUAAUCCAUAUAAUUAACAAAAGUUUGU
This is a messenger RNA of Belonocnema kinseyi, 976 nucleotides long. RefSeq names its product SWI/SNF chromatin-remodeling complex subunit SNF5-like. Bases 462 to 965 code for a protein of 167 amino acids. Lineage: Eukaryota; Metazoa; Arthropoda; Insecta; Hymenoptera; Cynipidae. The transcript has 2 exons. The record is from RefSeq and is a predicted model, not a curated record.